Penicillium brevicompactum is the source of this 1674-nucleotide messenger RNA. RefSeq names its product putative pyridine nucleotide-disulfide oxidoreductase. Lineage: Eukaryota; Fungi; Ascomycota; Eurotiomycetes; Eurotiales; Aspergillaceae. The record is from RefSeq and is a predicted model, not a curated record. The transcript has a single exon. The coding region runs from base 1 to 1674 and encodes 557 amino acids. Gene Ontology annotation, molecular function: NADH dehydrogenase activity.
AUGCUUUCUCUGCAGCGCCAGGCUUUGCGGACCCCUCCGGCUGCCCGUUCUUUCCUCUCAGCACAUACAUCCCCAAUCACUCUACACAGCACACAGAGAUGGCUUGCAACAAGAGCUGAAAAGUCUGACGCAAUCCCCUCGUCUGGUGAGCAAAAGGAGCGAGUCGUCAUUCUCGGAUCGGGCUGGGGUGGAUAUACGCUCUCGCGCAGGCUCUCCCCAAAGACCUUUGCACCUCUCAUCAUCUCGCCUCGCUCAUACUUCGUCUUUACCCCCCUCCUCACCGAUGCGGCCAGCGGAUCCCUCGAUUUCUCGAACAUUGUCGAACCCGUGCGUGAUCCGCGCGCCAAGGUCGACUUCAUCCAGGCAGCCGCGCGGGCCGUCGAUCUCAAAAAGAAAACAAUUCUGUGUGAAGCGACUGUCGUGAAGAGUGGAGUUACCGAGUCACCUCGAACAGAAGACAGAGAGACCGAAGAAGGCCCGGAAACCACAAACAAGAGACCAAUGCGAGACCAGCGGUUAUGGGAGCAAGGAGAGAUAUUCGAGAUUCCUUAUGACAAGCUGGUUAUCGCGGUGGGCGCUGUCAGUCGAACCUUUGGAACACCCGGAGUGCGAGAGAAUGCCAUGUUCUUCAAGGAUAUUGGCGAUGCCAAACGGGUGAAGAGGCGCGUACGGGAAUGCUUUGAGCUUGCCGUCCUGCCAACUACCUCGAAGGAGAUGCAGAAACAUUUGCUGAACUUUGCCAUUGUCGGGGCGGGUCCUACUGGCAUUGAGCUUGCGGCGUCAUUGCGCGAUUUCAUAUAUGAUGACAUGAUGGCUCUAUACCCAGCCCUCGAUGCAAUCCCCAAGAUCACCCUGUACGACGUUGCGCCCAAGGUUCUGUCCAUGUUCGAUGAAUCACUUUCUCGUUACGCAAUGGAAACCAUGAAGAGGGAAGGGAUUGACAUCAAGACGUCCCAUCACGUUAAGAGCUUGCGAUGGGGUCCGCCUGGAGCUACGUCGACUCACGAAAUGGACCCCAAACGCUGCCUGACACUCGAGACCGAAGAAGAAGGCCAAGUGGGUGUUGGAAUGUGCGUUUGGGUAACAGGCAAUGCCAUGCCCACAUUUAUCACCAAGUCACUCGACGCUGUCGAUUUCCCAGCAGACUCGGUACAAUCUAUUGACGGCUCAGCCGUUUCCGCCAAUGCCGAGCAAGAAUCCUGGCAGUUCAAAAAGGGCCCCAGGAAAGGCCCACUGCUGGUAGACGGCCAUCUUCGUGUCCAGCUACAGAAUGAAGCCGGUCAGACGGCAGUCCUUCGAGAUGUUUUCGCUCUUGGUGACAAUGCUAUGCCAGAGACCGGCGCACCUCCCGCGACAGCACAGGCCACCUUCCAAGAAGCCAAGUGGCUAGCUUCUCACCUGAACAAGAGUGAUUUGGAUCAGACUCCCUCUUUCUCCUUCCGUAACAUGGGCACAAUGGCUUAUAUCGGCAACGAGCGCGCCUUGAUGCAGAUCCCCCAUGAGGACGAUGGAACCACUCGCAAGUAUUUGCCCGAUGGUAUCAAGGGUCGAACUGCUUCGCUCGUUUGGAAGGCAGCCUACAUCACAAUGAGUAUCAGCUGGCGCAACAAGUUCAGGGUUGCAUUCCGUUGGACCCUAAACAAGUUGUUUGGCAGGGAUGUUUCCCGCUUUUGA